AUGGCACCAGCUGCGCUGUCUACUUAUCAGAAAGAUGAGAAAGUCCUCUGCUUUCAUCAUGAGAUCUUAUAUGAAGCAAAAAUUCUUGAUGUGAGGCAGACCGAUCCAGAGGAUAAGAAAAGCCCUUUCGAAUAUCUAGUUCAUUACAAGGGCUGGAAGAACACCUGGGAUGAUUGGGUUCCUCAGGAUCGACUUCGCAAAUUUACGGAGGAGAACAGAGAACUUGCUACCACCCUCCGUCGCGAGGCCGAGGCUGCUUUCCGUCAAAAGAACACAAAAACUCCGCUUAAGCGGAAGGCUGGAUCCGAUCGUGGGUCUGUUCGCGAUAGCGAAGAAAGGCAAACAUCGGUCCCUGGCCGUGCAACGAAGAGGGCCAGAGACAAUGAAGUCGAGAAGGAAGAGCAUUUCUAUACACGGCCUUCAGUGAGAAUUGUCAUGCCAGACAACUUAAAAUCACUCCUGGUUGAUGACUGGGAGAACGUGACGAAGAAUCAACAGGUUGUAGCUUUGCCAGCGAAAGCCUCCGUCAACCAAAUCCUUGAGGACUUCACAGCGGAAGAGAAGCCAAAGCGUACAAGCUCAGCUGAUCUUGAUGUCCUGGAGGAAGUGAUAAUGGGCAUCAAAGAAUACUUCGAUAAGGCUUUGGACAAGAUUCUCCUAUACAGAUUUGAGCGCGAACAGUACAAAGCGCUCCGCAAGAAUUGGGAGUCAGGAUCCGGGGACUUUGCAGCGAAAGGUCCCCUGGAUAUCUAUGGGGCGGAGCAUCUAACGAGACUUUUCGCCACGAUGCCUGAACUCAUCGCGCAGACCAAUAUGGACCUGCAGUCGACAAACAGACUCCGAGAAGAGCUGUCUAAAUUCACUCUCUGGCUGAGUAAAAACUCAGACAAGUAUUUUGCCACGAGAUAUAUGACCGCGAACAAUGAAUACGUCGAGAAAUCAAGGGGCAAUCCAAAUCCAGCCCCUGCUACUGCUCCGACGAAACUCGUUUGA
This is a messenger RNA of Aspergillus clavatus NRRL 1, 993 nucleotides long. RefSeq names its product MRG family protein. The transcript is spliced from 4 exons. Gene Ontology annotation, cellular component: NuA4 histone acetyltransferase complex; Rpd3S complex; nucleus. The coding region runs from base 1 to 993 and encodes 330 amino acids. Gene Ontology annotation, biological process: regulation of DNA-templated transcription; chromatin organization. The record is from RefSeq and is a predicted model, not a curated record. NCBI's taxonomy places the organism in Eukaryota, Fungi, Ascomycota, Eurotiomycetes, Eurotiales, Aspergillaceae.